Molecule: messenger RNA, 909 nt
Organism: Paraphaeosphaeria sporulosa
Lineage: Eukaryota; Fungi; Ascomycota; Dothideomycetes; Pleosporales; Didymosphaeriaceae
Product: nucleoside diphosphate kinase-like protein
Exons: 4
Coding region: 14-472 (152 amino acids)
Biological process (GO): UTP biosynthetic process; GTP biosynthetic process; CTP biosynthetic process
Molecular function (GO): nucleoside diphosphate kinase activity
Source: RefSeq, a predicted model, not a curated record
CACAGCACCAAACAUGUCCAACGAGCAGACCUUCAUCGCUAUCAAGCCUGACGGCGUCCAGCGCGGCCUCAUCGGCCCCAUCAUCUCUCGCUUCGAGAACCGUGGCUUCAAGCUUGCCGCCAUCAAGCUUACCACCCCGUCCAAGGAGCACCUCGAGAAGCACUAUGCCGACCUCGCGGAGAAGCCCUUCUUCCCGGGACUGAUCGCCUACAUGGGCAGCGGCCCCGUCUGCGCCAUGGUCUGGGAGGGCCGUGAUGCCGUCAAGACCGGCCGCAAGAUCCUCGGCGCCACCAACCCCCUCGCCUCCGAGCCUGGAACCAUCCGUGGUGACUUCGCCAUCGAUGUCGGCCGCAACGUCUGCCACGGCUCCGACUCCGUCGAGAACGCCAAGAAGGAAAUCGCUCUCUGGUUCAAGGAGGGCGAGGUCCAGACCUGGAAGCAGAGCCAGCACGACUGGAUCUACGAGAAAUAAAUGUCUUGCUAUCCUAGCUGAGUUUUGUCACGCCGAUGCUCUGUCCUCGCGACAAGCACCCGAACCCGUGUCCGCACGGAUGACGACAGUACGGUGCGUAAGGUAGACGGGCGAUAGUGUGAAUCAUGAAUUGGCUACUUGGAAGACGGCAUAACGCUCUCGCUAGACGUGCACGAAAAAAAAAAUGAGAAAUGAUUAUCAUGAUGUAUCGUCUCGCAGUUUGAUCCCAGGCCUUGUCGACUCAUGUGAUUAUGGAGCGCCACUCUUUGGCACCAACAGUUCGAUGUGGCCGCGGCAAGAAUCCUGGCGCGUAAACGAUCAAUCCGCGCCAAACCAUUCGUGGGGGCCAGCCAACUGUUGCUUAUUGCGCGUCGUAAGAUCUUGGCAGCACACGCCUUUGUUCGACUUCGCCUCAACUUCGCGUCAGCCCCGCCGAC